GCAAACAGGCUUAUGAAUAGUGUUACUGGAAAUAAAGUCAUAGUUUGAGUGUAGAUAAAAGAGCAAUAACACUGGCCUUGGAUUGAAGCUGUGGAAAAGAACACUGGGUCUGUGUUCAUGACCCAGAGGCUUUAAAAAUCUGGUUGUACAGAUUAGAGUUUCUUCAGUUUGGGAAUUCCUGUACUCGGGGUUGUGUUGAAUACUCUGCACUCUGCUGAUUAUAUAUAUUCCAGUGGAUCAGACAAGAGGGCCAUAUUCUGAGAAGCACAUCAUGAAGAUGGAUUUGGUUGCAGUUCUGUCUUCUUUUGCAUUGUUGGUCGUCCUUAUAUGUCCUGUAUGCUGUCAGCAUGUUGACUGCAGAUGGGGGUCUUAUGGAGAGUGGUCAGAGUGUGAUGGCUGCUCCAGGACAAAGGUGCGGACCCGCCAUGUGGAGGUGUACGCCCAAUUUGGGGGUGCACCAUGUUCAGGAGAAGCCACACAAGCACAGCCAUGUGUCUCAAAGAAAGGAUGUCCCCUUGCAACAGGCUGUGGAGACCGGUUCCGCUGUACCUCUGGUCAGUGUAUCAGCCAGUCUCUGGUGUGCAACGGAGACCAGGACUGUGAGGAUGGUCUGGAUGAGAGGAACUGUGAUGGAGACAACAGCCAGUACUCAUGUGACCUCGACAAAACGCCUCCAAACUCCGGCGUCACAGGCAGAGGGUACAACGUGUUAACAGGCAAACUGAGAGCAGGUGUGAUCAACACUCUGAGCUUCGGAGGGCAGUGCCGGAAGGUGUUCAGUGGGGACCAUCAAGACUCUUACCGACUGCCACAGAACAUCCUCAGGUACAACUUCGAGGUGACUGUAGAAAAUGAAGACAGCGAUGAAUCCUACGAGAGCUCCUGGUCCUACAUGCAGCACAUCCAGGCCAACGCCUUGGUGGGACACGACCGUCGUAGUUUCCACAAAGAGCUCACUGACAAUAAGGCCUACAGACUUAUAAUCCUGAAGAAUAAAGUGGAGCUGGCCCAGUUCCAAAACUCUGUGCCUCAGUAUCUGACUCUGGCUGAAGGUUUCUGGAAGGCCCUGUCCUCGCUGCCGUACACGUAUGACUACUCUGCUUACCGCCAGCUGUUUGAGAUAUACGGCACACAUUACCUUUCUGAGGGCAAACUCGGAGGCGAAUACCAAGGCUUGUUGGAGUUAGACCGUCAGGCACUCGAUUCAACAAGUACAACAAAUAUAGACUACCAGAGGUGUUGGAGAAAGGUGAAACGCCGUUUCUUUAGAAAGAAAGUCAAGACAACCUGUGAAAAACUGACAAAAUCUUUAUCAUCCAGUCAUGGAAACAAAGUAAACAACAUGCCCAUCAAGGUCAAAGUGUUUGGGGGAGAUACGGCUUUGACGGGCGCUUUGACUCUCCUGGAUCUUGAUAACCCAGAAGCUAACGGAGAAAUCUAUGACAACUGGGCCUCGUCUGUCAAAGACUUCCCUGAAGUCAUAGACAUGAAGCUGCGUCCUCUGUAUGAGCUGGUGAAGGAAGUGCAGUGUGCAGGUUUAAAGAAAGUCCACCUGAAAAGAGCCUUAGAGGAGUACCUGUCGGAGGAGCAUCCCUGUCACUGCGGGCCCUGCCAGAACAACGGGAAGCCGCUGCUGACGGGGUCCGAGUGUCACUGUGCCUGCCGGCCGGGAACAUCGGGCCACGCCUGUGAACAGGGAGCUGUGAUUGGUGAACAACCAGGCGUGAUCGAUGGCAGCUGGACCUGCUGGUCUUCCUGGGGAACCUGCUUUGGAAGUAAAAAGACAAGGACCCGAAGAUGUGAAAACCCCGCCCCCAGGAAUGGCCAGCACUGCAUCGGAGAGGUGUCGGAAGUGAAGCCUUGUGAGGACCCAGACAUCCAGUACUUACAGACGAUGGAGCCUCAGUGCUUCGAUCUCCCAGUGACUCCACCAAAGACAUGUGGAGCGCCCCCAAACCUCAGGAACGGAUAUAUUGAGAAUCCCAGGGACUUUUACCUGGUUGGAAACACGGUGCAAUACUCCUGCAUUGACGGUUAUUACCUUAUUGGAGGCACUGUGGCUCAAUGCACUGAAACCCAGAAGUGGAGGACAGAAUCGCCGGUUUGUAAAAGUGCCACAUGUGGGUUUCCUCUACUCAACAGUGACAUCAUAGCCACCCCUAUCGAGGUAGCCUAUCAGAUUGGACACAGAGUGUUCCUGUCCUGUCCUGCGGGGUCGGUGCUGGACGCGGAGGAGGUGUCAGAGAUCAUGUGCAGUCCCAGUCUGCAGUGGUCUCCUUCACCGGCCAGCGCUCAUUGUAAAGCAGUGCUCUCAGGUCCCACUCCUCCACCUGGCCUGAAAUGUAAGCCUUGGGAGAACGUAGGAAAAACUGAGUGUGUGUGUAAAAUGCCAUCUCAGUGCUCGACUUCUCUGCAGCUGUGUGCCAGACUCGGUUCAAGCCGAACCCGAGUACUCAGUCUUUGUCAGCUCGGAGCUCUGCGCUGUUUGGGGCGGAGCUUCGAGUUAGCGACAGACUGUGACGGGCCACAAGAGCUGUCCCUGUCCUGUGAGGACUGCAAACCAGGGACAGUUUGUCAGGAAUCGAAAUGCGUGUGUCAGAACGUCUCAGACUGCCCGACAGACUCCGCCCCCCUUUGCACCAAAACCAGUGAUGACAGCGUUGCCAAGACGAUGACUGAAUGUGAGGUGGGGGCCAGACGCUGUGCUAAUGAGCAGGUCCAUGUUGUCGGUAUCGAGGCUUGUCCAGAAUAAAAAUGUCUGAGCUCUCUCACUCUGUACAUAAAGGAGGGACAUGUUGUUUUCAAUGAACUGUAAAUAGAAUUUCUUUUUUUUAUAACACUUGAAUUAUACAAAUCAUGUGCUUUUUACGCAUUUGCAUACACAUAUUUACAUAAGCUUAUUUUCUAAAACUAAGAGAAAAUCUUCAAUCAUACAAAAUUAAAUCAAUCAAAUAAAAUACUUCAACUAUGUUUUUGGUCUCUUGACUAAGUUUUAUUAUAUAAAGACUUAUGAACCAAACUCUUUUGCAAAUUAUUAGUUAUGAAUCAAAAGUUAUGAUAACAAAUAACGUGUUAAUGAAUCAUAUCAAUACAUUUUAGAUCUCUAAAUGUAUCUUUAUUUUUAAGAUUCUACAGUUAUGGAGGUCUGUGUUUUUCAAAAGUAUGUUGGACUAGUGUAAAGUAGAACAUAAGAGAAAACAAUGUGUCUUUAAAGUAAUUCAAGUUUUCAAAAAAAUUAUGAAAGCAUAGUGACAGCUUAUUAGUAACUAACAUUACAAUUGAAACAGUUAUAUUUCCCAACACAUAUGAAAUCAGACAAGAUUCCGACCCGGAGACUUGUUUCCAUUCACAACUUUAAUGCGCAUUUUAAAGUAUCGCAUAAGAAAAGCUGUAUGAAAGCCUCAAAUACGCUUUAUGCCUUGGCCAGAGUUCACAUGUGUAAAUGGGUAUGGAAAGGCCUUUGCAUUGAAUAUUAAGCAUGGACCUAAUUACUAUAAAACAUUGGAUUCUAGGAAACACUAUUAUUAUAUGAGAUACUGUAUAAACCAUUGUGAAUGUGAACUUGGAACUAUAACAUUUUAAAAUAACCGUUCAAUCUAAAAUGAAGGCAGAUUCUGCAACUGCAUGGUUUGUUUCGCCACAAAUGUUUUCAGAAAUACAUUUUAUAUACAUGUUAACUUUUUCGUAACAGGAGAACAUUUCCAAACAAGUCAAAAUGGUGGUUACUUUUCUAAUCUGAGGGCAUACAAUGGAGGAGACGCUGUUGGCAUGUUCCCUCACUAAACAUGUCCCAUGUAACGCAAGUUCAACCAAUCAGAGAUGUCGUUUUUACACAAUCAUUCUACUUGACAUAAGGUUGAUAUCAUAAACUUCUGGAUUUUAUGGAAGCACCAUCUUGGAUUCAUUGACCUUUAA
Molecule: messenger RNA, 3915 nt
Organism: Trematomus bernacchii (emerald rockcod)
Lineage: Eukaryota; Metazoa; Chordata; Actinopteri; Perciformes; Nototheniidae
Gene: c7b
Product: complement component 7b
Exons: 18
Coding region: 272-2752 (826 amino acids)
Biological process (GO): immune response
Cellular component (GO): membrane attack complex
Molecular function (GO): protein binding
Source: RefSeq, a predicted model, not a curated record